AGCUAGAUAGACCACUUUUCUUUCUGCUGCCAUUUCUUUUCUGACUUUUUACUUGUGGACUGUACCAAAAUCCACCACCGGCACGAUGGAUAAAUUCCAAACUGUCCUGCGUUUCCUCGUGAACCAGAAAGCCACCAUCGGCUACAGUUUUAUGGCUCUCCUGACAAUAGGCGGAGAGCGGAUCUUCUCCAUGGUCUCCUUUCAAUGCCCCUGCAACCACGACCAGAACUUUGCCUACGGGCUCACGUUCCUGCUCGGCCCCGCCGUUGUGCUGCUGGUCUUGGGUCUGUUCUUCAACACCAGGCUGUGGAGGCUUUACACGGGGUGCUGCCUCAAUCCCAUGAAGCUCUGCCCGCGUGGAAACUGCUUUGGGUGCUUCAGAGUGUUCACAAGCAUCUUCACGGGAGCUUGCGUGGCUCCGUUGAUGUGGCUCUCCGUGGCUCUGCUCAACGGGACCUUUUACGAGUGCGCCGUCAGCGGCCGCGAUGAAAACCUGGUGGUGGAUCUGUUCUGCAAAAACAAAACCAUGAAGUGUCGAGAGGAGCUGGCCCGGGUACCCUGUGGCAGGUCCAAGUUAACUGCUGAUGAGCGCAUGGAUCUACUGCUGAUGUUCAGGGCACAAUCCCAGAUUCUGGGUUGGUUCAUCAUCAUUAUCGCCGCCACAGUCGGCCUUUUGGGCACCUGCUACACCAACUGCCGCUCCAAAGUCAGCUUCCUGCAGCGCACCUUCUGGAAGCGAUACAUGGAGAAAGAAAAAGAGCACUUUGACACCUACACUGCGGAGUACGCCUCCAAACUGGCGGAAAGAAAUCUCAGCAGUUUCUUCGACAACAAGAACCCUGAGCCGUUCCCCUUCCCGAACCACAAGGCCUGGGAGCAGAUCUCGGAGCUCUACACCUUCUCCAGGAGCGAACAAUACUACAGCACCCUGCAUAACUACGUGGAGAGGGCGGAUCGGGACUCCCCGCCUGAGAAGAGACCCGUCCUGGAUUUGGAGCGUGGGAUGGAAAUGAAGUGAAGUCCGCCAGUGCAUAGAAGAGCAGACUGGUGAAACUGUUCCGGGAAUUUAAAAAAAAGCACUCUAUAAUUGCACCACCUGUUGAUGCCACUAAACGUAGCUCCUGAUUUACACUACCUUGAAUAACAAUCAGCUUCCACUAACUAGAACUUGCUAAGUGGACAUGAAACAUUUAACCUGGUCAAACAUCUGCAGGUGCGUUUAGGAGAAAAGAAGCAGGAUAUAAAGUGCUUUUGGUUCCAGAAAAAUGCAAUACUGAGUUCUGAUUUGGAUUUUAGUUUCAAAUGCAUUUUUAUCUGGCAAAGAGGCCAAGGCUGUGUCUCAAGUCCAACAUUUCAGUAGCUGCUGUCCCUGAUCCAUUUGUUGCAAUUUGUCACUUAUGUUCUCCUUCCGGUCACUUACUCUAAGUCACUCCUCUUGUGCAGCCGACCCAAAAUGGCGACCAUUGAGGAUGGGAAGUGUCCAUCAGCGCGCACACACCGUUGCGCUGACAGUUUACUGCACUGCAUUUUAGGUUGUCCCGAUCCCAUAUGAAUAUCAGAUAUCACUUCGAUAUCAGAAAAACCCCCAAAGUCAGCUUGCGUCUAAAAUCUCAGCUUUACUUGUGUGUGAUAUCAUGUGCAAUAUAAGCAGUCCAGCAGCGUGUUUACUUGUGUGUGAAAUCGCGCGUAAUGCUAACAGUCCUGCAGAGUGUUUAUUUGUGUGUGACAUCAUGUGCGAUACAAGCAGUCCCGAGGAUGUGUUUACUUGUAUGUGAUAUCAUGUGCGGUACAACCAGUCCUGCAGCGUAUUUACUUGUGUGUGAUAUCAUGUGCGAUACAAGCAGUCCUGCAGAGUGUUCACUUGUGUGUGAUAUCAUGUGCGAUACAAGCAGUCCUGCAGCGUAUUUCCUUGUGUGUGAUAUCACGUGUGACACAAGCAGUCCUGCAUUGUGUUUACUUGUGUGUGAUAUCAUGUGCGAUACAAGCGGUGCCGCGGCAUGUUUGCUUGUGUUUGAUAUCAUGUGCGAUACAAGCAGUCCAGCUCUGUGUUUACUUGUGCAAAGCUGGACAGCCAGUUAACAUCUGAAUGUCCUUCCAAUAAGCACACAAUUUAUUUUAUUUUACAAAAGUAAUUUACAAAAGGUGAACAUGCUAGGCCAUAGGCUACUGGGAGCUAGCAGCUACACGACAGCUAAGCACAUGGUAGCACACAAGCUAGACAUACAGUAGGUAAUAAGCACUGAACAACAAAAGGUGACAUUUGACAAUAUGAACAAGUAUCAAAUAAUUAUAGUUGUAUAUUACUCACACAUACAAAGUCUGCAAGGCAGAACCAUAUUAGAAAGUAUCCAGUAACAAACGUGUCCGCAGCAUUCAAUUUACUGAGCCGUGAGCUGAACUUAAUUAUUAUUGUGGCCACAAGGUGUCGCUAUUAUAAAACUAUUACUACUCCACUUUAACUUAAAGAGGGCAUAAGUCCAUUCUAGACGGUUAAUAUUAGAUAGGUUAGUGUUUUUCAUACUUAACAUUGUACUCUGUUGAACUCAUUUCACUUCAUCAAACAUUUUCUAACAUUCCACAGCACUAAAUAAUGAAUGUCUGUUGCAUUCAUGCUGAUAUCGUAUCGGCCAAUACUCAGGGGUGUCCAAACUUUUUCCACCAAGGGCCGCAUACUGAAAAGUCAAAGUAUCCAGGGGCCAUAUUUAUAUUUUUUUAUUUACAAAAAAUACAUAAUUAUUGGAAUAUUUCAGCUUUUUCUCAUUACAUACUGAUAUGUUUGCUCUUUUCUUACAUUUUUACUGUUGUUUUUUCCCAUGUAAUAAUAAAAUAUAAUAAUCAUAAUAUCAUUGUGCAUUACCGAGUGGGUCAAAAAUUCUGCCUGUAUGAAAAUAAUAAUGUUCAGUUACACAUUUAAAAAUGUGUAUUAUUGUUGUUGUAAUUUUUUAGUAUUAUUUCAUUUUUUAAUUAACUAACUAAACGUUGUUUAUAUUUUAAGUAUAUUUUGAGAGCUUCUAAUAAGGGCCGCAUACUGAAAAGUCAAGUAGGGGGCGGGGGGCCAUUUCGAUAUUUUUUUUAAUAAAAAAAUUAAUACAAAUGCUAAAAACAGAUCAUAUAUACAUUUAAAUACAAAACGUUGUGUAAUAAGUGACUAAGUAUAUUAUAUUAUAAAUAGGUUAUUAUUUGAGAACAGAACUUUUUAAAUUUUAGCAGACACGUUCGAUAUUUGCUCGGAUCGCCGAUACCAGCCAGAAUUGGACUUGGUAUCGGAUUGGAAAGAAAAUGAGUGGUAUCGCACAUCACUAACGCAUAGGGUGUGAAUGAUGCAACUACCUAUAUCUACCAUGUAAUUGGUGGAAUAGUCCACAUUUUUCAGGGGGGGUAAAAUAGUUUACGGAAACAGGACUGAAUGAAAACCCAGGGACACCGCUUAAGUGUACAUUUGAACUAUUUUGUCUGUUUUUAAAUAAAAUAAACCAAUAAAAGUAUUUAAGUAUAACUGGGAUAAGGACUAACACAAUCAGGCAAAACCCGCAACAUUUCUGAAGGAUGCUCAUUAUAAAGUCAUCUAAUUUUAGGAAGUGGGGACAGGCAGAAAAUGCUAUUUUUCCAUGUUCUAGGUAGUUUAAACUUAUCUUUUAAAUUAUUUUUUAUUUAAUCAGAUUAAUGACGUGUUUAGUAAGAGUAUAUUUUACACUUAAUUGUAUUGUGUAUUAAUUUUAUUUGUUGGGGCCGCAAAUGGCAAAGACAAAAACAUAGAAAUAUGCAGAAAUAAUAGUUGUGGCUGAACUAAAAAUGUAAUAUUAAUCUUCCAAAAUAAUACAAUAUUUUUUGUGGGGUUAUUUUCUUCCUUGAAAAGACAUAAUGAACAGAUUUGUUAAUUUAAACAAAUCCUGAACCUAAAAUGUAUUACAUUUCAUAAUUUCAUACAAGAUGGAUUCGGGUUUCUAUUGUUGUUAUUGUUGAAUAGUAAUGACAAUUGUACAAUGAAUGACAUUAUUAUUCAUGAUUGUAUGACUCUUGUUCUGCAAGAUUGCACCUGUGGAAUAUGAUGUAUGUUUUGUUUCUACUUUUGUUUUUAAUUGUUGUUAAAUUAAAGUGUUUUUGCACUCUUAACAUUUACUUUAUGAAACAAAAAACAAUAUACAAUAUUCAACGAGCAAAAUACCAAUGAAAUGUUGUCAGAACAGGUAUAGUAGCAAAAGACAAACAUGGAAAGAAACAA
Molecule: messenger RNA, 4222 nt
Organism: Entelurus aequoreus (snake pipefish)
Lineage: Eukaryota; Metazoa; Chordata; Actinopteri; Syngnathiformes; Syngnathidae
Product: calcium homeostasis modulator protein 5-like
Exons: 2
Coding region: 86-1018 (310 amino acids)
Molecular function (GO): monoatomic cation channel activity
Source: RefSeq, a predicted model, not a curated record